This is a messenger RNA of Cajanus cajan (pigeon pea), 1113 nucleotides long. Its product is annotated as beta-carotene hydroxylase 2, chloroplastic. The record is from RefSeq and is a predicted model, not a curated record. Gene Ontology annotation, cellular component: chloroplast. Gene Ontology annotation, molecular function: beta-carotene 3-hydroxylase activity; iron ion binding. NCBI's taxonomy places the organism in Eukaryota, Viridiplantae, Streptophyta, Magnoliopsida, Fabales, Fabaceae. Gene Ontology annotation, biological process: xanthophyll biosynthetic process; carotene metabolic process.
ACCAGACCAGCAGGUUUAAAAAAAAAAAUUGUGGUCCAUAUUAUAUGUACUAACAUGUAAUCCCUCUCUCCCCUUCAACUUGAAGCUUCACAGCAACCUCUCUCCCUUGUUACGCCAAAGAUCACACUCACUCAGAUUACCAUGGCGUCAACUCUCUUCACCACCACAAUCUUCAAGCCCUCACCCCCUCCCCCUAACUUCUUCAACCCCUUAACAUCUUCUCAUCACUCUACAAUUCUCCCACUUCGACCCCACAAAAGAAUCACUUCCUUCACCCUUUGCCUCCUCACCGAGGACCCCAAACGGGACAUCCACAUCAAAACGGAGGAACAACAACAACAACAGCUGAAUGUGACAGAGAAAUUGGCCCGGAAGAGGUCCCAGAGGUUCACUUACCUCGUUGCUGCCCUCAUGUCUAGCUUUGGCGUCACGUCCAUGGCAGUCUUCGCCGUUUAUUAUAGAUUCUCAUGGCAAGUCCAGGGUGGAGAUGUUCCAUGGUCUGAAAUGUUAGGCACACUUUCCCUCUCCGUCGGUGCUGUCGUGGCUAUGGAAUUUUGGGCAAGAUGGGCUCAUAGAGCUCUUUGGCAUGCUUCCUUGUGGCACAUGCACGAGUUGUUGCAGUCUCACCAUCGACCAAGAGAGGGACCAUUCGAGCUUAACGACGUUUUUGCGAUAAUCAACGCUGUCCCUGCGAUCGCUCUUCUGUCGUACGGUUUUUUCCACAAGGGUCUGAUCCCGGGCCUCUGUUUUGGUGCAGGUCUCGGAAUCACGGUGUUUGGGAUGGCGUACAUGUUUGUCCACGAUGGAUUGGUUCAUAAGAGAUUCCCUGUGGGUCCCAUUGCCAACGUGCCCUACUUCAGAAGAGUUGCUGCUGCUCACCAACUCCACCAUUCGGACAAAUUCAACGGGGUGCCAUAUGGGCUGUUUCUGGGACCCAAGGAAGUUGAAGAAGUGGGAGGGCUAGAAGAACUAGAGAAAGAGAUAAGUAGGAGAACAAGGUCCCGUUCAUGACCAUGCCACUGGUGUUAUAAUUAUAUCACACUUGUUUCGAAUAAUUGAGUGUAGAGAAAGGGAAACAAUGAUUUCAAUAUAUUUUUGCUUUCACAGGCUGUC